This is a messenger RNA of Penicilliopsis zonata CBS 506.65, 1180 nucleotides long. RefSeq lists its product as hypothetical. The coding region runs from base 131 to 1180 and encodes 349 amino acids. The record is from RefSeq and is a predicted model, not a curated record. Lineage: Eukaryota; Fungi; Ascomycota; Eurotiomycetes; Eurotiales; Aspergillaceae. The transcript is spliced from 3 exons.
CACAUUAUCAUUUUCAUAGAUCAUUCGGACGAUAGCAGAUCUAAUGGAUGGAAGGGCUAUAUAAUCUAUAUAAUUUAUCUUGCUGUCUUGAUAGCAAAGUCAUUGCUCUGCUUGCGAGUAAUACUAUAUCAUGGCCCCCAUUGCUACCUCGUCCUUUAUUGAUAUCGAACCCCCCGUGGUGAUUGGUCCAGUCACCAAGAAAGCUACACGACCCUCCAAUGCCCUGCCACAGUCUUUGAUCGACGGGGCCAAGGUGGCCGAGCGGCAGGCAUUUGAUCCCGCCAGACACUUGACCUUCCAGCCUCCCAAGUCCAUCCUUACGAUGGAACAGAUCGGCCUCAAGGGACACGGUAUCUCCCCCCAUGCCGCUACGGACCCGUUCCCUCUGUUUUCGCAGGAGGCCAUUGAACAGAUGCGGGCGGAGAUUUUCGAUGAACGGGUGCUCGCCGACUGUCAGUAUUCGUCGUCGUUUAACAAGAAUAUGAUCCGAGGCAUGGGUUCGGCACGUGCUCCUUUCACCUACGCAGCAUGGAAAUCCCCCGAGACUCUGGCCCGUAUUUCCGAGGUGGCCGGAAUCGACCUGGUCCCCUCGAUCGACUAUGAAAUUGCCAAUAUCAACAUCUCCAUCCGAGAUGAGAACGCCAGCAUGGAUCUCCUGCUGCACCAGAAUCAAGCAAACGACGAUGAGUUGCCGGCCGUUGCGUGGCAUUACGAUAGUUUCCCGUUUGUCUGUGUGACAAUGCUGUCGGACUGCACCGGCAUGGUGGGUGGAGAAACGGCCUUGCGAAUGCCCAGUGGAGAGAUCAUCAAGGUCCGGGGGCCUGCCAUGGGAACCGCCGUGGUGAUGCAGGGCCGGUAUAUCGAACACCAAGCCCUCAAGGCGCUUGGAGGACGGGAACGGAUCAGUAUGGUGACUUGUUUCCGGCCCAAGUCACCUUUAGUCAAGGAUGAAACGGUGUUGGUGGGAGUGCGUGGCAUCAGUAACAUUUCCGAACUGUACACGCAGUACACCGAGUAUCGACUGGAGAUUCUGGAAGAGCGGAUCCGCCACCAGUUGAAGCAGGAGAGGGAGCGGGAGAUCGCUAAGAGGCCGUUUGAUGUUGGGACCAUCCGACACUUUCUGAACAACCAGAAAUUGUUUAUUGAGUCCAUGUUGACGGAAAUUCAAGAACUCGAGUAA